Messenger RNA from Rhopilema esculentum, 1800 nucleotides. The record is from RefSeq and is a predicted model, not a curated record. NCBI's taxonomy places the organism in Eukaryota, Metazoa, Cnidaria, Scyphozoa, Rhizostomeae, Rhizostomatidae.
AUAUAUUCACGUGACAUUUUCCGUCCUAUGAUUGCCAAAAUGGCGGAAAGUAAAUUAUCUUCAGAAACCUACUCGCGACUGUCAAAGUCGAUGCAGGAAUCCUAUGCCAAGAACCUAGUAGAUCGAAUUAAGUUUUCUGAUGAUAGCAGUAGUGUGUUAGAAAUUGGAUGUGGAACUGGGGCAACUGCAGCAUAUCUGGCCCGAGAUAUGGUCAGGAAUGGAACUGUAACUGCCUGCGAUCCUCAAGAGAACAGAAUCCGCGUAGCCGCUGAGAAGUAUUCUGGCAUAGAAGGACUGGAGUUUAUAAAAAGCACUGGAGUUGAAGCUUUAAAGGGUAAAGAACAGGCCUACGAUAUUAUAUACAGCAAUUCUGUACUACACUGGAUGUCUGAUGAGGAAUUUGAGGAGACAAUGAGAUUAAGCUUUGUUGCAAUGAAAUCUGGGGGAUUUGCAGCCCAUAAUGUCGUUGAAGCGAUCCCAGAAAAUAUUGUUAAGUUGGUCAAGCAUGCAAAUGACGAAAAUUUAAAGAGGCUUUAUGAAAUUAUAAAGCCAAUCAGCCUUGAAAGGCUUAUUGAUGUAUCAGCAAAAGUGGGCUUCAAGAUUGUCGACUCAGGCCGGAUACCAACAGUGACAAAAUUUGAUGACUUGAAGGAGUAUCUACAUUUAAUGGAUGCAUCGCUCUAUUGCCAAUUUGGUAUCGAAGAAGGGUGCAUGAAAAACAGUCACCAGAUUGAUUUGCCAAAGGAUGAGGAUGGCAAAAUAAUUCAUGUUUCUCCGUUAGUGUUUGUUAUUUUAGAAAAAGUAUGAUAAGGAAACCUUAGGUAUAAGCAAUGCAAUUGAAGCUGACUCCCAUGGAUUCCACAAUGUUGUUUAGUUGUUUGCUUUUAUUCAAUGAAUGUCCCAUGAUUACAUGUUGUUUAGUUUAAUCGCGAGGGGACAACUCUGCUUGAACAACGAAAUUAUUAAUUUGUCAGGUAUCCCCCGGUUUAUAUCAUAAGCCUUGCACCCCCACUGAGUGCACCUUUGUCCAACUACACAAAAUUUCUUCGUGAAAAAACUUCGGACAAGUAUUAUAACGAAAUUUUCUUCGACUUAAUUUUAAAAACGACGAAUAUUUGUCACGUCGUUAUUGCUCCAAGGAACUUAGGGAAUUUGUAUAUUUUACCUAUUAUAAAGGGUCAGAAAUAAAAUCUGUGUAUCCUUAAUCUAGUCGAUGUAUCUUUAUUUUAUCUAAUCACUGCAAAAUGACAUAACUGCCCUCAUUUUUAUCGUCAUCAUCAUCAUCAGUCUAUUUCAAGAAAAGAUUCUGCUUUUUCAAAACUGUACAACUUCUUCAAUUCAUUUGCAAAUUUUGGACCUCACUGCCUUUCCUUUUAGACCUACACUUUUUCAGAAAGAAAAUUGCAGAUUGCUCUAUAGUCUUGCAAAAACACUGAGUUCAAGCAUUCACUUACAAAAAACCCUCUAUAAAGGUAGAAUAAUAUUUUUAAAGAGCAUAAUACAAAGAAAAAUUGUAAAUAUUUCCUACAUUUAAAAAAGGAAGAAACCAUCGAAUUCUCAGUAACAAACCACCACCGCUCAAACGUCUCCGAAAAUGUAUGGGCACUUGACAAAGAACAAAGUAAUGUUCCACAGCGAUUCGCGCUUAAUUACAUUUGCUCUAGAUAUCUGGGCAUUUGGCACAGACAGAGCCAUUAUAUUUAUUAUUGCUCAUUAUAAACGAGGAAACAGUGCCACUCAGGGCCUUGCAGUGAAUGAAUUACAUUGGGUUCAGAUAUCUGGGCACUUGCCCCCCGCACA